This is a messenger RNA of Oncorhynchus gorbuscha (pink salmon), 613 nucleotides long. RefSeq names its product F-box/WD repeat-containing protein 7-like. The annotation marks the transcript as partial. The transcript has 3 exons. The record is from RefSeq and is a predicted model, not a curated record. Lineage: Eukaryota; Metazoa; Chordata; Actinopteri; Salmoniformes; Salmonidae.
ACUAGCUUGGGUCAAUGCAGUGAAAUCUAACUCUGCUUCUCGUUGUAUUAGUCGUAAUGUACGGGGGUACGCAAUGGUACACACCGUCCAAUGGAAGUGGUUACUCGCAGUUUCCUUCUCCACAAUGAAACGACAUGAAGAAAUAGUUGCCUUUAUACGCGUUGCAUUUGGGGGAGAGAAAAUAGGCCUGUCGGAGCAUGUCCGUAGCGACAGGAAACGUUAAGGUUGUAUCUAACUGAGGGGAGAAGAGGAUCGGACCAGAGGAGUUGCCACCUAUCUAAAUCGCGCUGUGGACUUGUGCUACCUUGAAGUAGAUCAGAGGGCGUCCUAACGCAGGAAUACCAUCAUCAUGGGUUUCUACGGCACGUUGAAGCUCAUAUUCUAUAAAAUGAAGAGGAAGUUGGACCAUGGACCAGACGUCAGGCCGUUCUCUUCAGUCAAGAAACACUGCAAAGGUUCCAGCUACCUCAGUCCCUGCAGUCUCGUUCCAUUCCAGACCACGCCCACUACCUUUGGAGACCUGCGAGCAGCCAAUGGGCAUUCAGCUCAGCGGAGACGUGUCACCUCAGGCCCGCCCCCCUCCGGCCUACAGGACUGGCUUCACACCUUCCAG